Molecule: messenger RNA, 1363 nt
Organism: Oncorhynchus kisutch (coho salmon)
Lineage: Eukaryota; Metazoa; Chordata; Actinopteri; Salmoniformes; Salmonidae
Exons: 3
Coding region: 1-1242 (413 amino acids)
Source: RefSeq, a predicted model, not a curated record
AUGGGUACAGAGGACAUAGCAGCAGCAGCAGACAGGCAGAGAGACACGCAGGCAGAGAGACACGCAGGCAGAGAGACAGAAAGGCAGAGAGACAGGCAGGCAAAACAAGCCGACAGGCAGAACGUAGGAAGGUGUGUCGAGGCCUUGUCUCCUCUUCCUCCUCCUCCUCGAGAAGCAGAGAUCCUGUUCUCCUGCUCUCUCCUUCAAGGACUUCCACACUCUGAGACCAAGAACUACUACUGCUACAGUUCCUGUUCCUGUUUGUUAGCAAGGAAAUACUGCUGCUACUACUGCUGCUACUACAAUUCCUGUUCCUGUUUGUUACCAAGGAAAUACUACUGCUGCUACAGUUCCUGUUCCUGUUUGUUACCAAGGAAAUACUUCUGCUACUACUGCUACUAUAAUUCCUGUUCCUGUUUGUUACCAAGGAAAUACUCCUGCUACUACUGCUACUGCUACAGUUCCUGUUUGUUACCAAGGAAAUACUCCUGUUACUACUGCUACAAUUCCUGUUCCUGUUUGUUACCAAGGAAAUACUGCUGCUACUACUGCUACAAUUACUUUUUGUUACCAAGGAAAUACUACUGCUGCUACAGUUCCUGUUCCUGUUUGUUACCAAGGAAAUACUCCUGCUACUACUACUACAAUUCCUGUUCCUGUUUGUUACCAAGGAAAUACUACUACUGCUACAGUUCCUGUUCCUGUUUGUUACCAAGGAAAUACUGCAGCGCAGUGGAUAUUAUCACGCACACGGAGGAGUGCUACUCUCUCCCUCUCUUUCUCUCACAGUCACAGGCAGACAAAUGGACGACUUUCUCUAACAGCGUAUCAGUGGAUUUCUCAUUGUUUCGGGACUUCUCUUGCUGGCCUGGUGUGUGUAGUGGUGUGUGUAGUGGUGUGUGUAGUGUGUGUUUUUAUCAGAGGUCACGCCGCGUGCUGUGGGAGUGUGUGUGGGCGAUCCACCUUCUCUCAGGUCCCCUCCCCUCUCAUCCUUUUCUACCUAAUCUCUCUCUCUCUCUCCACCCCCCUCUCCUGUUCACCCUUCCGUCCCUCUCCACACCUCACCAAACUCCUUCCCUCUCUUCCCCCUCUCUCUCUCUCCAUCCUCACCACACCUCUCCCUCUCUUCCCUCUAUCCUCUCUAUUCCUCCGCCCCUCCAUAUCCCACGAUGCCUUGCCCCAGGCCACUGCGCUAGGCCCCAGCAGUAUGGGCAGAGCCUGGGAGGGGAGAGAGAGCUCUGAUUGGUCCAGGUCGGGUCCCCCUUCCUUUGCUUCCAAUGGGGGAGGACACCGAGAGCUCCAAAGGCAACCACAGCUUCCUGCGAGACUACGUCACCGAAGCUGAUGUAAUCUCUACAGUGGA